Messenger RNA from Magnusiomyces paraingens, 1212 nucleotides. RefSeq lists its product as uncharacterized. Gene Ontology annotation, molecular function: FMN binding. The transcript has a single exon. Lineage: Eukaryota; Fungi; Ascomycota; Dipodascomycetes; Dipodascales; Dipodascaceae. The record is from RefSeq and is a predicted model, not a curated record. Bases 1 to 1212 code for a protein of 403 amino acids.
AUGUAUUGCAUCCCACCUUGGGUCCCUACAUUGGACUUGUGUCUUUCUCAGGCUCCUCGACCUCAUACUUUUACCUUUUGUACCAUUUCGAAAAAUGGCAUGCCCCGUGCACGAACAUGUGUAUUUCGAUCAUGGCUAUUUAAUGACAAAUCAACCGGUGUUUUGCUUUUUACUACAGAUUUACGCUCAGGGAAAAUUGACGAUCUCCAGUUUAGUGAUGGCAAGUUUGAAGCUUGCUUCUAUUUCCAUAAGGGUUCCAUUGAAGCAAAUACACAAAAUAAUUUAUCCUCAUCAUCUUCUUCUUCUUCUUCUUCUUCUUCUUCUUCUUCUUCUUCUUCUUCAUCAUCAUCAUCAUCUAUCUCUAGCGUACCUUCAACCCCUAGAUCUUCAUCAAUUCAAAUUAGACUCUCUGGCUUUGCUCAGCCUUUAAUGCCUGCGCGCAAUUUUUACCCAAAUUUAUAUAUUCCCUCUGAACAACCUUCUCCUUAUAAUAUGGCUAGUUUUCAAACACCAAACUCGCCAUCUGUAUCAUCAAUGGCUACUGCCUUGUAUAAUUCCCCCCCACAGGAAAGUGUCGAUGUUGACAAUAAUAAUAAUAAUAAUAAAAAGUCACACGAGCAACUUGAACAACAACAACAACAACAACAGUCACAACAGUCACAGCAGCCACAAGAUUCUGCUAAUGUUGCCGCUAAUGCUACUACCAUAAACAUCUCACAACAACAAUUAGCUGCUCUCAAGGGAAAUGCAAUCUAUCCCAUUUACUCACCAAGCUAUCUCGAACGAUACAGAGCUCAAUAUGCUCAUGAUUUUCAAUCCAAUGCCUACCACAAGAAUUACAUCAACAUGACUAGCCCACAAGCUGCUGUAGAUCAAGAUACAAAUAUGGAUGAAGAUUCAACCCCACCCCCUCCCACACAUGUAGAAUGGGACGAAGAAUACACCCGUGUUUGGAAAAUGAUGAGCAGAUAUGGAAAAGCAUCGUUUCGACGACCAUGUCCAGGUAGUGAGUUAGAUGACGAAAGCCGGCGGAAACUAGACAAGCUUUCACGUGGAGUUGAUGGAGCAAGUGAUGAUGCAGGUAAAGACCAGUUUGUAGUUCUGGCCAUGUUUGUCAACUCUUCAGAUGUCUUUUACGAUAGCCUCAAUCGUCGCUCUAAGUCAUAUCGAAUCGAAGAUGAUGAGUGGAUUGAAACAGAAGUUUGUCCAUGA